CCCAUACACUGCCCCCACUUGGACACUGAAGCAGAGGCAACACUGGUGAUAGAGGGAAAGAGAGAGUAAGAGAGAGCAAGCAGACAGAGAGCUGGUCUGGUCUGGGUUAUGGCGUGCAGCAUUGACAAGCCUGUUAACUAUAGAGAGUCAUAUGAAUGCUUUAUAACAUGGGUCUGUGAAUCUGCAUAGAACACAUAAACAUAGACUGCCAGCCACUUCCCGCCUCCUGUAGCAUUGGACAGCACCCGGCUGGAUAUACAUGUCACAGGGGCAGGGGGACAGUCACAGUCAAAGAGAGACUAGCUGAGCCCAGGGGACUACAAUCAACAGGUGGAGCUGAACAAAUAAGCUAUUGGUCGCAGGCUCAGCCAACAAGACCAGGGACAGAAGCGUCAGUAGAAGGCCCUGUCAGAGAGAACACUAUAGAGAGCAUGUGGAAGCCACAGCCAUUGUAAAAAAAAACAACGCCAGAGACAACAAUUGAAGCCUAGCCCCAGAGACUGAAGUCACUGCACAGAGCUCCGGAGACAACACUGAAGCCUAGCCCCAGAGACUGAAGUCACUGCACAGAGCUCCGGAGACAACACUGAAGCCUAGCCCCAGAGACUGAAGUCACUGCACAGAGCUUCGGAGACAACAACUGAAGCCUAGCCCCAGAGACUGAAGUCACUGCAUAGAGCUCCGGAGACAACACUGAAGCCUAGCCCCAGAGACUGAAGUCACUGCACAGAGCUCCGGAGACAACACUGAAGCCUAGCCCCAGAGACUGAGGUCACUGCACAGAGCUCCGGAGACAACACUGAAGCCUAGCCCCAGAGACUGAAGUCACUGCAUAGAGCUCCGGAGACAACACUGAAGCCUAGCCCCAGAGACUGAAGUCACUGCACAGAGCUCCGGAGACAACACUGAAGCCUAGCCCCAGAGACUGAAGUCACAGCACAGAGCUUCGGAGACAACACUGAAGCCAGUGAAUCCACAACCCCUGAGCCCCAAAGAGACCACCACUGCGGGAUGACUUCAACACUGUGGCUGACUCUAGACCCACUGGAGUUCCAACUGUUCAGCUGGGGACCAGAGCUAAAGACCAGAAUAAUAGGAUACUAAACUCAAGUCUCAAAGGAAUUAUUGUGUGGUUGUGUGUGUUGCUCUGUGUGUGUGUGGUUCUGUGUGUGUUGUCUUGGGUGUAGCAGUGCAGUGUGUGAGCUAGUUUUGUUUUAAGUUCUGUGUGUGUAGUUCUCCAUCAGCAGAUGUUGCAGAAAUGGCCAGCAUGGUGGUCCAGCUCUUGGGCUUCUUCCUGGGUCUGUUGGGGCUUGUAGUUAGUGUAGUUGCUACGGUGCUCCCCCAUUGGCGGCGGACGUUAUAUGUGGGCUCUAACAUCAUCACAACCACUGCAUACAUGAAGGGGCUCUGGAUGGAGUGUGUGUGGCACAGCACGGGCAUCUACCAGUGUGAAGUACAUCGCUCAAUGCUGGCUCUGCCACCUGACCUGCAAGCAGCGCGGGCGUUGAUGGUGCUAUCCUGUCUGACCUCCACCCUGGCAGUCCUGGUGUCCUCUACAGGGAUGAAGUGUACCCGCUGUGCCCGACACUCCCCCACCAAGCACGUCCUGGCGAUCAGUGGAGGGGUCUGCUUCCUGUCUGCAGGCAUGCUCUGCCUUAUCACUGUCUGCUGGACAACCAAUGAUGUCAUCCUCGACUUCUACAAUCCCAUCCUACCUGAAGGUAUGAAGUAUGAGAUUGGCAUGGCAGUGUAUUUGGGCUAUGUCUCGGCCUGUCUAAGUCUGAUGGGAGGGGCGGUGCUCUGUUGGAACUGUGAGGGGCGGCCCGGGAACGCCCUCCCCCUCCAGCUACCUCGUCGUCACCACCCUCCUCCUCCCCCUGUCUUCAGCACUUUAAACACCCCAGCACCCCCCUACUAUCCCCCUGCCGCACUGAAUGGCAACCGCACUCCCUCACGCACCUCAGUGUCCAGCAGUGGCUACAGACUCAACGACUAUGUCUGAGGGAUGGAGUACACACUCAAUUAUUGCUUCCUAGUGUGGAAGUGGACACACUUAAUUAUUAUGUUUGAAUGUGGAAUAUAAUACAGACUGAUUGACUAUGUCUAAGGGAGGUUCACACUCAAUGACUUUCCAGACAACCUCCAGAGAGUGACUGAGGAUGAGUGUGUUUUACAGUAUUGAUGUUGUUCAGGUUGUGUCCUUCUUCUCUGAGGUAAAGUCCACAAGGUAAUCCUGUCCUCUUUAUCCUGUUGACUUUGUAUGUUUACUAUAAGAAUCCAGAAACACACUUUUGAACAUCAACAGCCUUAUUCCCUAAUACAAAAGGAGCUUCCUUCGAAAAGGCCUUUAGGACAAAGACAGCCUAUACCAUAAUGAGGACAAAGACAGCAUACACCAUAAUGAGGACAAAGACAGCAUAUACCAUAAUGAGGACAAAGACAGCAUACACCAUAAUGAGGACAAAGACAGCAUAUACCAUAAUGAGGACAAAGACAGCAUAUACCAUAAUGAGGACAAAGACAGCAUAUACCAUAAUGAAGACAAAGACAGCAUAUACCAUAAUGAGGACAAAGACAGCAUAUACCAUAAUGAGGACAAAGACAG
This is a messenger RNA of Oncorhynchus mykiss (rainbow trout), 2605 nucleotides long. RefSeq names its product claudin-14. Lineage: Eukaryota; Metazoa; Chordata; Actinopteri; Salmoniformes; Salmonidae. Gene Ontology annotation, cellular component: bicellular tight junction; membrane. Gene Ontology annotation, molecular function: structural molecule activity. The record is from RefSeq and is a predicted model, not a curated record.